AAUUCAUCAAUUGUUUUUGAAGCAAUAGUUUCAUACACUUCUCUCUCUCUCUCUCUCAAACUAAAAUCGUCCAAGAAAUUCUAAUCAAAAAAUCUCAAAGAUGUCGUGGCAAACAUAUGUUGAUGAGCACCUCAUGUGCGACAUUGAGGGCAACAAGCUCAGCGCCGCCGCUAUCCUCGGCCUCGAUGGCAGCGUUUGGGCCCAGAGCGCCAAUUUCCCUCAGAUAAGCCCAGCGGAAAUCACUUCUAUCUUGAAGGAUUUUGAUGAGCCCGGGUCUCUCGCUCCCACUGGCAUGCACAUUAGUGGUGCAAAAUACAUGGUGAUUCAAGGCGAGCCAGGCGUGGUUGUUCGAGGCAAGAAGGGGCCUGGUGGCAUUUGCAUCAAGAAGACUACCCAGUGCUUGCUGUUUGGGCUAUAUGAUGAGCCAAUGACUCCAGGCCAGUGCAACCUGGUUGUUGAAAGGCUUGGUGAUUACCUGGUUGAUCAGGGCUUUUAAGUAUUCUGGUAUUGCUCCAAUAAUGGCUCCUCCAUGCUGCUGAGAAGUCUAGUAGUGAUAGGGUUUUCAUAAUAAUGUCUUUCCUUCUCCCUUGGGAGAGUUGUUUUUUCAUGUUUUGGGUUGUUUCGUUGCAGUGAAUUUGAUUACACUGCUUAUUAGGUUCUUGGGUCUGUGAAACUUUUCAAGUUUCCCUUUUUUUGUUAUUUUAUAAUCUCAGUUUGUAAUUGGGGAGCUGUAUCUAAAUUCCAAAUAAACAAGUUUGUUAUAAACUAUUCUUUAAUCUAUCUGGAUGUUUGCA
Molecule: messenger RNA, 794 nt
Organism: Ipomoea nil (Japanese morning glory)
Lineage: Eukaryota; Viridiplantae; Streptophyta; Magnoliopsida; Solanales; Convolvulaceae
Product: profilin-like
Exons: 3
Coding region: 101-496 (131 amino acids)
Cellular component (GO): cell cortex
Molecular function (GO): actin monomer binding
Source: RefSeq, a predicted model, not a curated record